CGUUUGCCGUGGCGCAUCAGCAGCAAAAACGUACGCUCGCUUGCUCGUACGUACGUUCGUUCAUUCGUUUCUUUCGAUUGGGUUCGCUUAUUAUUUUACAUACUUGCGCGCUGGUAUUGUACCGUAUAAUUUGCUGACGUUUGGAAAUGCUGUUGCGAGAUGUGUCGCAGUUAGAACUCCAAACAGAAAACAGAAUUUAAGUGAAAUAUUUGCAAUUUAAGUUUCUGCCGCUUGCGAAAUGCACACAUUCAACUACAUACAUACAUACUCGUACAUGGCCAAAUACAAAUAGGCGCUCAGCCUUGAAGUGAAGAUGGCAGAAAAACAGUGAAAAAUCAGUGACAACGCGCAGAUUUUAGAAAAACUCAAACUAAAAAAUAGCAGCGGCAACAACAACAAUAAUAAUAACAACAACUAAAAUUGUGGUGCGUGUAAUUGUGUUUGAACGCUCGGCUGUUUUGUUGUUGUUUGUGUGUAAGUGUAUGUAUGUGUGUGUGUGUGGAAAUGGAAAAUGAUACAAAUUGCAUUGAGCAGGCGAAAAGGUAAAGUGGCAAAAAAGCAACAAAGAGCAAAAAAGCGCAAAGUGCAAAGUUUGCGAAAAACAAUAUUAAAGUAGAAUCGCAACAUAAAUAUAAACGCAAUAGCGCGCGCAUAAAAUGAAAACACCAACUGGCUGCGUCACAACGUCAACACCGACAACAACAACAACAAGAGUAACAACAACAGUCGCUGUCGACGCGCUGUCGUUCAACUGAUUGCCAAGUGGUGUCCGCGGGGGGAGUUACAUAUGUACAUAUGUACUCGCAUGUAUAAGGUGUAAGGUUGAUGAGCAGUGUACAAAAAAAGAGCUGUCGCUCAAAGUGCAAUGUUGAAAAUACAACUUGAGUUUCAAAAUAAAAUGACAACAACAAUAGCAACAGCAGCAGCAAAAACAGCAAACAUAUAACAAUCAUCAACCAACAAUAGCUUUAACAACAUAAGAAUAUUUAAUAAUUUCAAUUGCCAUCAACGCAAUUGCAUUUAAGCAAAAAAAAUAAAAAAAUCAUAAUAACAACAAAAAACAUAACGGUGUGCCUAAAAAAUAACAGUAGCAACAGUACAAGCAACACUUUGCACUGCGGUGAUAGUAGCGGCAACAACAACACUGGACGCCAUCAAUAUUUCGUCGAAGGCGCGUCGGGGUGGUGGACGAGCGGCAUUUUGGGGCGAAACCGCAAGCAAAUAGUUACAACAACAUUUUCCGGAAGUUGGUCUUUACGUGAACACAAGGCCGUAGACUACAAUAACAUACGCUCCACAUGGAUGCUACAACUGUUGAAUCUAUAAUCGCCAUGCCGCUGGGCGCAGCCGCCACCAACAGCAACACCAAUAUGAGUUGCGGCAGCAGCAGCAGCAGCAGCAAUAGCAGUGGUUAUGCGAGCGCCACCACCCCCACUAAUCCUGCCUCGGCCGGCAGCAGCAGCAGUCACAGUCAAUAUUCGGACUCGCAUUCCAGCACACCUGUAGGCUUGGUCGAGCCGACACCUGUGGCCACGAUAGCAGCCGUAACGCCGUACUACAAUGAGACUUUUCAGCAACAGCAACAGCAACAACAACAGCAUCAGCACCAGCAGCAUCAACCCCAACUUCAUCAUCCGCCACAUCCGCAAUACCAACACCAAACGCAUUCAUAUCAAUUACCCGAGCAGUUGCCAACAUCCUCGCAAUAUGAUAACGCCUACGAUGCGUACGCUUACUUAAGUGGUGGCGAAGGCUAUCAGCAGUCCGUUAGUGGUGCUGGUGGUGGUGAACGGAAUUUAUUGGGCAUGCGGCAUACUACAACGUAUUACACAACCUUGGAAAAGCCAAGUAAGCAGCACACGCAGAUGGCUAGUAAUACUGCCAACAACAACAACAACAAAAUUUACAAUAACAGCAAUAGCGAAACGCCGUUGCACACUUCGAAACGUAUUGGUGGUGAGUCGAACACGCCCGCUAAACCACAAGCCGCCGCAACGCCUUUCUAUGCGCAUUCAGCGCAAACGGGCAGUUCGAGCACUUAUGGCGAGCCGAUCAAAUAUAGAAUGUCCACGGCGCCCAAAUUGCCAACACUCGGCGAUUAUAUGAAUUACGGAAAUCAACCAUUAGAUAUUAGCAACACCAUGAAUUAUACGCAAAAUUUUCCACAGCAUCACGCAGGAAAACCUUUGCAUGACGUACCAUAUGGUGCGGCUGGGACGCAGGUGAAAGCCUACAACGCAAUGCCGAAUGCACGCUUGCCACAACAACGUCUGGGCAUGCAUUACGGCAAUGCAGCUAUGCCUGUGGGCUUACCUAUCGGCAGUGCGUCAAAUAACAGCAAUAGCAAUAAUAACAACAGCAGCAUUUAUAUCGAUAAGUAUGAUAAAUAUUUAUAUACCGCAGUGACCACCGUAGCACAGUCAUCGUAUUAUACAACCACACCACCCGCCAACCUCUCAGCAAUGCCGUACAGCGCGGUACCGUAUGCCACCGCGUCGCCUGCCACCACCACAGUCCCACCGCAAUAUGCUGCUGAAAUGCCCAACGACGCCUACCGCAAGUCAUCGGCCGCAUCGUCUUGGCACUGGAGCAUGGAAUAUAACAACGGUAAUUGUCGUUCGCUACCGCCGCCGCACAACGGCAUACCGACUGCCGCCAUACCGCCGACGAAUGCCAGUUAUGUACCAAGUAACGCCACAGCCGCCGCCACCAAUCGUGAUAUAUACUAUACUACUGAGAAGUAUAACAACAAAUAUGAUAAGUACAAUGCAUAUUAUAAUCCACACCAACAGUAUAUGACGUCGAAUGCGACUGGGCGUAGCGCCUGGUCGAAUUCGCCGCACGCCUCAGCACACCAUGUACCACCCGCACUAGCCGAACGUUUGUCACAUCCUUAUCCACACCAUGCACCAUUACCGACGAGCGGCGUGCCAAACACAUUGGCCCCGUCUGCACAUCCCUCCCUCGCAUAUCAUCAUCCUUAUACACCUACGGCAGCCACAGCCGCUGCGCGCCAAAAUUGUUGCUCACAACCAUUUCAACAACAAAACUGCUACAACCCACGUACGACAAAUCAUCUUCACCUGCCGUCGAACGGAUAUAAUCCACACGGCCAAACGUCACCGUACGGCGCUACCGGUACCGCAGUCGGCAGCAAUAACAGCUCGGUUGUAAAGUAUAACCUGUUGGAUUAUGGCCCUAUCAGCAAAUCUAAGUUGAAUACAAAUGAUGUCUAUGCUACAAUGCCCGCCUAUGAAGCGUCGAAUAUGAAUUAUCAUUCCCAUCCGGCCGGUAUGGCGCCUAGUCCGCAAUAUGCGAACGCUACGGGACCUACUGUUGGACAUCCGCCGCUCAAUCGCAACAUAACGCCGGGUUCACACAGUGACAUUGCGUCUGUUUAUUACAAUGAUCUCAAUAUGCACAGCAGCUACGACAACUAUCUGGGACCUAUACAACCAACAGCGUUAGUUGGAGAACGACGUGAAAGCUUGGUCCAAAGAGUUGAUCAUCUACCCAAUCUGCCACCUACAUACACACAAUCGACGAACUCUACGAAGAAUUCGCUAAUCGACUACCGAAAACCUGCCGUAACGCCAAAUGAUGACAGUUUCAUUGCGGAGCCAACGCUCACCAACUUAGACGAGCACAUGGCUACUAAUAUGAGCCAGAGCCAAUACGAUAACAGCUAUAGUAUGACCGGUGAAUUGCGUACAAACGCAGCAGCUAUGUAUCAUAAAACAACAAUGCGUGAGGGUACCGUGAAGCCUAGCGACUCGACGCCCACAACACCAACGACACCCACUACUAAAACAUACUCCAGCUUACGGGAUUUCCUUAGCACUUGGAAUGAGGAUGAAGAGGAUUACGGUGGUACCGAUGAUCUACAAUUUGUAGAGCACGCACCACAAGCGAUUGAACAAGUCAUGCAUACAGAGCACAAUACUAAGAGUGCUGAAGUAAUAAAUAAAAUGUCGAGCUUGCAAGAACUCGCCAACGAAGCAAAUACACCAGCGUCCUACGGACCUCUGCCGUUGGUAGUAAAUAACUGGCACUUAAAGGAAGCGUAUAACUCGCAACCGAAAGCACAAGCCAGGCACGGGUCUGUUAGCACCAUUAAUAUGGAGGAAAAUCAGUGUGCAAAUAUAAAUUUACCUGACAUCGUAAUUGAUAUCGAGAAGCCUGCCGGCGUUACACCAAAUAUAACAAGCAUACCAAAGACAAACACGACCAAUGUUGCCGCUAAAUCAAGCGUCAGGAAUGCAGGCUAUGAUUGUUUCGAUGUAGAGAAAGAACUCGAUGAACUGAAAACAAAGAAGGUGAAGAUACCAAAAUUGAGUGCUGACACGAUGCCCAUACGCAACGGUAGUGUUAUAAUGAAAGCGGCCACCGAAGCGCUCGGUGUGGUUUCGCCCAAUGCAACGGUCGAAUCCGAAAAUCUUGAAACCAUUGAGAAUAUUAAAACUGUACAUACUGCUGCUAUACCAAUAAUACCGGAGAAUAUAGAAAAAGACUUUCUUUUCGCAGAACAUAGAACAGAUAAUGCCUUAUCAACCGUCCAAACAAAGACCGAGAGCGCCUACGAUAGAAGUAUGGAAUGUGAAAAUACCACUAGUUCCAAUGGUUCCACAUUUGAGAAGGAAUACGAAACCUUUAUUAAUAAAAUCGGAAGUGAGUUUGAUUACAAAGUUAGUGGUAACAACGAGAACAAUUUUGCUUUAGGUGUGAACGAUAAAUCAGCUCAAUCCGAAAUCAAUACCGAUAUUGCCAAAUUAGACCCGGAAGUGUCACCAAUUGUGAUAAGUAACACAACGGUCAAACAAAGUGUCGUAAACGAUAUGGAGAUAGCACAGAAAAUCAAAAGUUUUUCCAAGUUCUAUAAGCGAAAACGAAAAUCUUCAGAAACGAGCAAAGGCAAAAAUGUGACUAAGAUGCUGAAACAAUCGCAUGAAUUGCUCGAACCGGAACAAAACAAGGAAACAAAUAUUACCGAGACGUCCGUUAAACGUUGCGGAAAAAGAAAGUCUAAUGAACGCCUUGAUAACAUUCGCUUGAAAUAUAUACAUAGACGGAAAAACAAAGCUACAUCCUACUAUCAACGUAGUUUACGCGCAUUACGUCGUUACUGGGUUAAGAUUAGCAAACGAUUGGACAUUACCGCAUUGUUAAAGGAAGAAAUGGUCGAAAUGUCAGAGAAAAUCUUACCAUUAACCGCCCGCUUAAGUAUUACGCAAUAUUCGAAUGUGGACGAAAACGAAUUCGAACAAUAUUUCAAUCCGAAAACACUGAAAUGCCUGAGUGUAGCCUUCAUAAACUCUGAAGCGUUCCGAAACAAACUCUUAAAGGGUGCGAAGACAGAAAAAGAAAUAAUUUCGAGCACAGAUAUUAAUACAAAUGAAGAAAUCAAAAGUGUUAGCUUAAAUGACGUAUUGGAGAAAGAGCAAAAUGAUGAUGUAUCUCUCCAAACGACAGACAAUAUUGAUAACCAGAUCUACAAUGAGAUAUCAUCUCCAGUUACCUUGAAAAUAUUAACUGCAGAAAAUAAUAUUGAUGUCAACAUGAGCAACGCUUUUGAAGAGAACAUGCAAAAAGAACAUUCAAAUGAAACUUCGGAAAUUGUUGAGAUAGAAUCUGCAAAACAGCCAGCUGAGCAACCUCAAAUAACUGAAUUGAGCUUCGAGUCCAUUGAGGCUACGCAAAACAGUGUCGAUUCGAAGAAUCAUACUGAGGUAGAUAUGACAUUACCUACUUCUUUGGAUGUAAAGGAUUCGAAAAAUGAGUUCAAUAAUAUUGAAACUGGUGACUCUGAAGAAGUCGAGAGAGCUGACUACACUACGGAACCAAGGGAUGAUGGUGUUGAGGCUAGUACAGAACAAGUGACUGAUGAUAAACAUGAUGAUGGUGAUAGAGUGGACAAUAAAGUUAUUGAAGCUGAAGCAUAUGACGCUGAUAUAUCAGCUGAUGAUGAAACUGAAACGAUGAAAUCUUUAUCAACCGAUAUUCCCGAAACUCUUUCCGAACUAAAUACAAGCGUAAAUUUGAUGGAUAUUUUGGAGAGUCAAUUUAAUGACAAUGAAAGUGUUGAAUAUAGGGCUACUGAUUUAGAGAACCUGGUUCCUUUAACCAAAGAAGUUGUAAAUGAAGAAAACCCAACGGAAGAUCUUGUGAAUCAGCUCACUGAUGAUGUACAAAUUACCCAAAAACAAACGGCGGCGAGUGAUUUAUCUGACGAGAAAGUGGAAGAGGAAGAGCUUGAAGCAAUCGAUCUGACGUGGCCUACAACAGUUGAGGAGGAUUCUAUACAAAAUCCAAAAACAGAACUAAAUGAAUUUGUAUUCUCAAGAACUCAUGAUGAUACGCGGCUUACUGAAUUCUCAGAAGCAUGCAAUAGUGCAGUACUCGAAGGCGCAUCUAGGGAUGCUGCAUAUUCAACUAGAAAUGAUGAUAGUCAUUCAUCCGUUAUGGCAGCGGAAGUUGCUGAAAGUCCGUUUAAGGAGCUCCAUUCGACUUCACCGGUACACAUGAAGAGCGAAAUCAGUAAUGGCACUGACAUAACAAUGUUAAAAGCUUUUGACUUAAAAGAGCAAGCAACUGAGCAACCGCAGUGUUUCAGUGGAGAUGUAGAUUUAUCGGAUUUGGAAAAUAGUCUUGAUAUGUUUGGAGCGAGAAGGAGUGCAGAAUAUUUCACCGCAACGUCGAAAAAUUACUUCGACAAGACUGGGGAUUUUGACGAAAAUUCUACGGACAGUAACUCAUCGAGCAGUUCCGAUUCAUCCUCAUCGUCGUCUGGUCGCAGAUCAAGCACAUCCUCGUCGUCUAGCUCCAGUUCAUCCUCUGACGAGAAUACUCAAAGUAGCAUAUCAACGGUGCAAAGCGAUUUCAAUGAGAUGAAGGAGUUGGAAAGAGAACUCUCACAACAUCAGGCUAAUGAGUUUGAAAACGACGAAAAGACUGCGGCAGCGACCUAUAUUGGCGAUAACAGUAGCGAUGGAGUAUAUAUCAAUUCCUCGAAAACAAUAACGGAAAAUGAUAUUAAAACCUUGAAAAAAAUAUUAGAAAGCGAUAGUGAUGGACAUGAAGAGAUAAGAGCAAACCUUGGAGAAGUUAAAGACGAUUCAUUCGAAGAUGAAGAAAUAUGUGUCGACAGAAAAACAAGCGUUUUGAAAGAGCAACACGCCGAUACAGCAAAUGAUAAUGCGGAAGAUAAUAAACAAGUGCAAAACGAAGACAGCAAUGCAAGUAACGGUGUAUCAAACGUGACAAUGCCUAUGGCAGAGCGUGACUGUGUGGAUACAGAGGUGUUGGAAGAGUGCGUAGAGCGUCGUGAUAAGACGUGCGAUGUCGAAGGUUUGGCGCAUGAGCUGGCAGUGGAGGAAAACCAAACGCAGAAUGAAACUUUGUUUUGCGCCGCAAUAAAUGUGGAUGAUGAUGGCAGCGGGGUGCCGAGUUUAAAGAAAAUAUCAAUAGACUAUUUGGAGAAAGUAACUUCCAAUGAAGAUCAUACAUUAAGUAAUCGAACUGAGGAUGCGUUAAAUAGUAAAAUACCAAAGCUAAGUGACCUUUGUAAAAAUGCCUUAAGUAGUUCCUUUGAAAUUAGCGCCGACAACAACAACAGCAACAACACAAACCAAAACUCGCCCGAAACACUAGAGCGUGAAUUGAGCGUUGAAGAAGCUUUAGCCGAAAUGUAUCGACAAGCCGGUGUCCCAUCCGAUCCCGAAGAUGGCGAUGCUGAGGAGAGAGAAGCUCAAGAUGUAGUACUAAUUAAUUUAGAAGAAAUUUUAGUUAACGAUAGUGAUUUAUAUGUUUUACAAUGUGAUAUGAAUGAAAAUGUGCUCAGCGUUGUGGCGCAUGCGCAUGCGCCCGAUAUGCCCAUGCAAGUCGACGAGAGUAUAGAAGAUAUUGAGAGAACUGUAAAUGCUGAAAUGCCUGCAGAGGAUAUGUUGUUGGGCUUAGAAAGUCCACAAGCAGAGGUGAUAGUGACUGAUGAUAAUAUGCAAACCGAUUUUCUUGGGCCAUUUGUGCACACACACGAUGACGUAGCUAAUUCCCCAACAACAAUACCAUUAACCCCUUACAUUACACCCCCACACACAGUAGAGUACGUUGAGGAUGAGUUGAGGCUCACAAACUAUGACUUACUCAAUACACAAUUCGAUUUCCCCGCCAUACAUCACGAAGAAAUCGUCUCGCACGAUUACAAGCGGCUCAAACGACAGGCCCCACCAUGGUAAUCGUGUACUCAAAAAAUACAUACACCGUUGGAUAUUGCAAUGCCUGAUAGCGCGUUUCAGGGAGCGUGAAUUGAAGAAGGCCCACAUGUAUGUCGAAGAGUAGUGAGGUGAGCAAACAAAAGCGAUUGUACCAUAUUGAAAUACUGAAGGACUUGCAAAAUUGAAAUACUAACGGUUUUGGGUAUGCUAACUUAACGGGGAAUUUGUGUUUAACAUAGAGUGUCUAAGAGACGCGCGUAAAAAAUUUGGCUUUUCUUGCUGAUGGCGAUAAAAAAAUUCAUGUUUCAGCAGCUAUAAGCGCCUAACUUACAUCUUUGUGUGGGGUUAUAAACAGACACUACUGCAUUUAGUUAGGUUAGGUUAGUCUAGUGGCCUUAAAAAAACUAAAGAACUAACUUUAACAAUUUAUGUCGGUAGUAAAGAAAAAGCUUUAAAAACUCUUUAUUUAAAGCUUUAUUAUUAUAUGUUAUUUUUUAUAUAUUGAGACAAAAUGGCGGCUACUGCGUCAAACUUCGCAAUUACUUCGUUUGUCGUACGCUUUAAUAAUUUUUUUCCACCAUUCUACCACUUAGUAAUGCUUCUAGCAUGCUAAAUUGUAGCUUAAACCAAAAAUAAUAUAAAUUUUUAAAAAAUCCUAGACUGACCUAACCUCUUUAAGUUUUUUUUUUUAAGUUUCACUAUGAAAAUAAUUAUAUACAGUUAUAAAGGCCACGUGCUGACACAUUUUCAAUAAUUCCUUUCCUAUUAUUUAGCCUAAAAAGACACAAUGCAACAGUUGUAGAUUACCAUAUAUUUUGUUUGCCAUUGGAAAUCAUGUAUUGUACGAAGAA
Molecule: messenger RNA, 9061 nt
Organism: Zeugodacus cucurbitae (melon fly)
Lineage: Eukaryota; Metazoa; Arthropoda; Insecta; Diptera; Tephritidae
Product: serine-rich adhesin for platelets
Exons: 3
Coding region: 1299-8231 (2310 amino acids)
Source: RefSeq, a predicted model, not a curated record